Mangifera indica (mango) is the source of this 1465-nucleotide messenger RNA. RefSeq lists its product as uncharacterized. Bases 349 to 1224 code for a protein of 291 amino acids. The transcript has 5 exons. Lineage: Eukaryota; Viridiplantae; Streptophyta; Magnoliopsida; Sapindales; Anacardiaceae. The record is from RefSeq and is a predicted model, not a curated record.
UUUCUGCCUUACAAAUUGCCUUUUUCUGUGCUUUAAAAACAGAACAACAGUAGUAGCUUUAGCUUAGUCCCGGCCCCUUUUCGCUCAUCAUCACUCCCAAAAGCACAGAAAGAAAGUUCCAGAUUCCAGGUCAGGAGAGGAGGACAUCUCCGUCAUUUCAUUACAUCCAUCUCCUUUCCUUUCUUUUUCAGCUCAUUUUGAUCAAAACCACAACACUCUACUUUACACAAAUCUUGCGGGAGAAGAACACCUGCUUUCUCAUCACUAUUCAUAUUUUGUCAACUCUCACUCCCUAAUUUGGAUAGGUAUUAUCAUCAUCAUCAUUACCAUCAUUUUGGUUGAGUAUAAAUGGAGAGAACCACUCCAGUGAGGAAGCCACACACAUCCACGGCAGAUCUGCUCGUUUGGUCCGAAACUCCUCCUGCUGAUUCACCGGCUAGUGUCUCUGCCACGCGCCCAUCCACUCGCGCCCAGCCGUCGGAUGGGAUCAGCAAGGUGGUGUUUGGGGGUCAAGUGACGGAUGAGGAAGCUGAGACCUUAAACAGAAGGAAACCUUGUUCAGGGUUUAAAAUGAAGGAGAUGACUGGUAAUGGCAUUUUUGCAGCGGGUGGAGAAAAUGAUAUAUCAGAAGCUGAAGGUACCAAUCCAACUCCAAAUAAUAGAACAGGGAUACGUAUGUAUCAGCAAGCGAUUGCUGGAGUCAGUCAUAUCUCAUUUAGUGAGGAAGAUAGUGUUUCUCCCAAGAAGCCUACUACUAUACCUGCGGUGGCUAAGCAGCGUGAGCUAAGUGGGACACUAGAAAGAGAGGCAGACGCAAAGUUGCAAAAGCAGAUUUCUGAAUCUAAGUGCAAGGAGCUUAGUGGGCAUGAUAUCUUUGCACCCCCUCCUCAAAUUUUACCACGGCCAGCUGUGCGCUCCUUGGCUUUGAAGGAAAAUUUCAACUUGGGAGAACCUGCUGCACAAAAUAGCAAUAACAUGUAUAGUGACGAAAAUGGAAUGAAGACGGCAAAGAAGAUCUAUGACAAGAAAUUCACUGAGCUUUCUGGAAACAACAUAUUCAAGGGUGAUGUUUCUCCAUUAUCUGCUGAGAAGCCACUGAGUAUGGCAAAACUGCUAGAGAUGAGUGGCAGUGACAUCUUUGCUGAUGGGAAGGUUGAGUCUAGAGACUAUCUGGGUGGAGUACGCAAGCCUCCCGGUGGCGAGAGCAGCAUUGCUUUGGUUUAACUUGUUAGUCUAACAUGGUAUUUUGUAUACUUUACGCCUGGUUUUGUGUUAUUCCCAGUAGUGGUGGUGUGAUUAUAUUAUUAGACAUUGCAUAGUGGGUCUUGGGAAAUCUUGUUCUAGGUUUUGACAUGUUGCCAGAGCUAUGGACAGUCUGCUAAUUGGGUUUGUAUGUCCAUAAUCUUGUGCUUUUCAGAACUUGUUCUAGUGAAAUUUAUGGUACUCUUCUGCAGGUUUAAUUUUA